Messenger RNA from Triplophysa rosa, 1691 nucleotides. RefSeq names its product glutamyl-tRNA synthetase 2, mitochondrial (gene ears2). Bases 128 to 1654 code for a protein of 508 amino acids. Gene Ontology annotation, molecular function: ATP binding; zinc ion binding; glutamate-tRNA ligase activity. NCBI's taxonomy places the organism in Eukaryota, Metazoa, Chordata, Actinopteri, Cypriniformes, Nemacheilidae. Gene Ontology annotation, biological process: glutamyl-tRNA aminoacylation. The transcript is spliced from 9 exons. The record is from RefSeq and is a predicted model, not a curated record.
AGUGGAACGGCGGGACAGGUUCAGCGCACGCAGCUGCUGUAUAUGUGUUAAUGGCGUUUCUUGUUUCUGCUGUUUCAACUGAAUUUUUCGUCGAUUCAUUCCCAUAAUUUCGUGUUAAUGAAGGACAAUGUUCAGAUCCGUUUUAAGAAAAGUGACGCGACACGGUGUAAGCAGAAGAUUCUGCACGCGCGUCAGAUUCGCUCCGAGUCCCACAGGGUUUCUGCACCUCGGUGGUCUUCGCACUGCUCUCUAUAACUAUCUGUUUGCCAAACAGCGCGGUGGCACGUUUAUUCUACGCCUCGAGGACACCGACCGGACACGACUGGUGCCAGGAGCCGCUGAUGCCAUCGAAGACAUGCUGGAAUGGGCAGGGAUGGCGCCUGAUGAAAGCAGCCGCCGUGGAGGAGAUUACGGGCCGUACGUUCAGUCUGAAAGAUUAGAGCUCUACACACAAGCGGCAUCAUCACUGCUACACACAGGACACACCUACUACUGCUUCUGCUCCAAUCAGAGACUGGAGCUGUUAAAGAAAGAGGCUCAGAGGAAUGGACAUGUACCACGGUAUGAUAACCGGUGUCGACACAUGCACCCAGAGCAGAUCCGGGAGAAGCUGGAGCGAGGAGUCCCGCACGUCAUUCGCUUUAAACUGGACACCGGCGCAGAGCCCUUUCAGGAUCUGAUCUUCGGUUGGAGCAGACACGAGGUAGCGGCGGUGGAGGGCGAUCCCAUCAUACUGAAGGCGGACGGAUUCCCCACGUACCACCUGGCAAACGUUGUGGACGAUCAUCACAUGAGAAUCAGUCACGUUCUACGCGGCUCCGAGUGGCUUGUGUCCACCAGUAAACAUCUGCAGCUCUUCAGAGCGCUGAACUGGACUCCACCCGUUUACGCUCAUCUGCCUCUGCUGUUGAACCGUGACGGAAGCAAACUGUCCAAGAGACAGCAAGACAUUUACAUCCAGAGCUUCAGAGAGCAGGGCUUCUUUCCUGAAACCUUACUGGACAUCAUCACUCACGCCGGCUCAGGAUUCAGCAGUAAUCGUAUUGGUCGACAGCUGGAUGAAUUAAUUAGUGAGUUUAACAUUUCCAAGAUCACAACACACUCCGCCCUGCUGGAUCUGGACCAACUUGCAGAUUUCAACAGGAUUCAUCUUCAGCGCAGGAUCGAGGAUGAGGGCAAACGUGCCAUGCUGGUGGAGAAGCUGCGUCAGUUUGUUCUUCACACACACGAAUCUCAAAUCGACGACUGUGCCGUUCUAGAAGCGCAGUACAUCCAGAGAGUUCUGCAGCUCAGGAAGGGUCACAUCUGCUCAUUAAAUGAGCUGCUGGGCCCUGUGUAUUCGUAUUUGUGGAUAAUGCCACAAGUCUCCCGUCAGCAGCUGGAGGAAGUGACAUCAGAGGCAGCAAACAUCAUAACAGCGGUCAUACAGCUUGUUGGAGGUCAAAGGUCUCUGACGUCCACUGAAAUGUUGAACUCUGAGCUGAAACUGAAGAGCAGCAAACUGAAGAAAACAAAAUACAGCAUCUUCAUGAGAGUGUUGAGACUGGCCUUGAGCGCACAGCAGCAAGGUCCCAGUGUGGCGGAGAUGAUGAUUUCUCUGGGAGAACAGGAGGUGUGUGCUCGUCUUCAGAACGCUUUACAAUAUCACCUUUAAUAAAAAUGUAUUUAAAAAAAAACUUUGUUUUUACUCU